This is a messenger RNA of Andrographis paniculata, 1559 nucleotides long. Its product is annotated as protein ROH1-like. Bases 199 to 1458 code for a protein of 419 amino acids. The transcript has a single exon. Lineage: Eukaryota; Viridiplantae; Streptophyta; Magnoliopsida; Lamiales; Acanthaceae. The record is from RefSeq and is a predicted model, not a curated record.
AUUUAAUUGAAAUUAAUAUCAUAUGGGCCUGUGGGCCCACAAAAAACUAGAGAAACGGUCACAACCCCCGAUAAAGCUUCGCCGUCCCACAUUGAUAACGGCCAAACGGUCGUUUCUUAUCUCCACCCUCGUCUUCUUCCCCUCCCAACAGUUACUUGUUUCUCCGACAUCCCAUCGCCGGAAUUUCUCCAAUCGACAAUGCUGGGCGCCGACAAUCAGGGCUCCUUCCUCAACCGCUUCAGCAUCCGCCGGAAUCAAUUCUCUCCCUCCGAUUCCGUCCACGACCAGGAACUCGAGGACCUGGAGCUCCUCCAGAGACACGUCGCUGAUGGAUUCUCCGACCUCCUCUCCUCCCUCAAUUACCACGACACUUCUUCCACCGCCGCCGCCGCCGAGACUCCGGCGGACGCAGAGGACACAUCCGGCCACCCUCCGCCGCCUCCGCCGCCGCCGUUCCUCUCCAUCGCCUGGUUCCGGCGACUCCUCGACGUGUUCCUAUGCUGCGAGGCCGAGUACAAGGCGAUCCUCCUCUCCGGCCGCGACCCGACGCAGUUCUCGAAGCCGCCGCUGGACCGCCUGAUCCCGGACCUUCUAGAACGUUCCGUGAAGGCCCUCGACAUCUGCAACGCCAUCAACCACGGCGUCGACCUGAUCCAGCACUGGCAGAAGCUGGCGCAGAUCGCCGUCGCGGCGCUGCGCCAAGCUCCGCUCGGCGACGGCCAGGUCCGCCGCGCCCGGAAAGCUCUGACGACGCUGCUGUCAUCAAUGGCGUUCGACGACAAGGAGAACACCAGCAGCAACUUCCACGUCCGGUGGACGGAGCGCACCCGCUCCUUCGGCCGCCGCGUCGGAAUCACCAAAGACCGCGCUCCGGCAAACUUCCGGUCGCUGUCGUGGUCCGUCGCCAAAUCCUGGUCGGCGGCGAAGCAGAUCCAGACCAUGUCGUCCAAUCUCGCGGCGCCACGUGGCAACGAGGCGACCGGUCCGGCGAUGCCGGUCUACAUCAUGAACACGAUUCUCGUUUUCGUGAUGUGGGCCAUUGUUGCGGCGAUUCCCUGCCAGGAGCGGAACGGGCUGUCGGCCCAUUUACAGGUCCCUCGGAAUUUGGGCUGGGCCCAGCCCAUAAUCGGGCUGCAGGAGAAGAUCGGCGAUGACUGGAAGAAGAAGGAGAAGAAAGGGACUUCGGGCCUACUGGAGGAGCUGCAGAGGAUGGAGAAAUUGGCCCAUUCUCUGGUGGAAUUUGCGGACGGGUUCGUGUUUCCGGCGGAGGAGGAGAAGGCGACGGAGGUGGAGGCGAUGACGGCGGAGAUGGCGGAGGUCUGCCGGAGGAUGGAGGAGGGGCUGGGACCCCUGCAGCAGCAGGUGAGGGAAGUGUUCCAUAGGAUAGUGAGGAGCAGAGCAGAGAUUCUUGAAGUUGUCGAUCAAGUUAGCAAAAUGUCCACGCCAGUUCCAUAUUAAUAUUAAUAUUAAUAUAAUAUAAUAUAAUAUAUAGGUCAUACUUAGAAAUUAGAAUGAUUUAAUUUAGUACAAAAUUUUGGGUGAUGGGAGUUUUAGUUUGA